This is a messenger RNA of Marmota monax (woodchuck), 321 nucleotides long. Its product is annotated as transmembrane protein 14C-like. The coding region runs from base 1 to 321 and encodes 106 amino acids. Gene Ontology annotation, cellular component: mitochondrial membrane. Gene Ontology annotation, biological process: regulation of heme biosynthetic process. Lineage: Eukaryota; Metazoa; Chordata; Mammalia; Rodentia; Sciuridae. The record is from RefSeq and is a predicted model, not a curated record. The transcript has a single exon.
AUGGUGCCUUUACAUUAUUUUGGCUUUGGCUACACAGCACUGGUUGCUACUGGUGGAAUCACUGGCUGUGCGAAAGCAGGCAGUGAGGAAUCCCUGGGAGCUGGGCUCUUCUUUGGGAGUUUAGCAGGCCUGGGUGCUUAUCAGCUGUCUCAGGAUCCCAGGAACUUUUGGGUUUUCCUAGCUACUUCUUGGACCAUGGCAUCAUUGGGAGUAAAUUUCUACCAUUCUGGAAAGUUUAUGCCUGGGGGUUUAAUCACAGGGGCCAGUUUACUGAUGGUUGCCAAACUUGGAAUUAGUAUGUUGAAUAGACCCCAAUCGUAG